AGGACAUUAUUUUUGUUCAGCACCAUUUGUCUAAAAUAGCAUAAUAUCAUGAAAGUUCUAUUUGUUUUGGCGCUGUUGAUUGCAGCUGCUGCGUCUUUGCCACAAUUUGGUGGCUUCGGUGGCCCUGGAUUUGGUGGUGGAUUCCCCCGUCCAGGUUUUGGUGGCGGCUUUGGUGGUUUCGGCGGACCAGGUGGCGGUCCACCUUUUGGUGGUUUCGGCGGACCAGGUGGCGGUCCAGGUUUUGGUGGCGGCUUUGGUGGUUUCGGAGGUCCCAGAGGUCCCGGAUUUGGUUUUUAA
Bactrocera tryoni is the source of this 297-nucleotide messenger RNA. Its product is annotated as WW domain-containing protein C660.06-like. The record is from RefSeq and is a predicted model, not a curated record. Bases 49 to 297 code for a protein of 82 amino acids. NCBI's taxonomy places the organism in Eukaryota, Metazoa, Arthropoda, Insecta, Diptera, Tephritidae. The transcript has a single exon.